Messenger RNA from Penicillium brasilianum, 2577 nucleotides. The record is from the annotation of a GenBank genome assembly. Lineage: Eukaryota; Fungi; Ascomycota; Eurotiomycetes; Eurotiales; Aspergillaceae.
CCUUCAUCUCGUCAGAACGGGAACAGCAUCGUCCAGGUGCCGCCAAGAACCUCUCCUCCUCGCAAUCACCCUCACCACCUCAUCCAAAGCCCAUCCCGAGCGCCCUGAGAUCAAACCGCCAGGCCCUCGGAUUGACCACUGUGGAAUCCAUCUCCUUCAACCCCCCGCCAUCUCCCUGAUGAAAUCCAUCACAGCAUGACUCUAUCCUGAUUCACCCGUCACGACCCCCCUCCCAAUCGUCCAGCAAUGGCCGUCCUGUCGCGGUCCUCCCUCCGCGGCUCCAUGCGACGGAUCCCAAACGACCACCUGGACUACGACCGCCAGGGACCUCCGAUGAAAAGACAAAGGACCCUUCACGAUCUCUGGCCCGUCAACCGUCGCAGAAGCUCCCCGGACUGCCUCGACGCCACCACACCAACCCACGAUCCUGCCCCGAGCAAAGCUCGACACGCCCUGCCUCCUGCCAAGCCAACGCGCCCACGCUCAGUGGCCCGUCGUACUCGACGAACGUCUGCUUCCUCCGUGGACAGCGUCUCGUUGGGCGAUCAAUUGACCACCCCGGCAACCCCUCGCGUCUAUGGUAAUGGCGUCACGACUCUUCGGCGUGUUUCCGAUCGGGAGAUACCCGCGGGCACACGCUCCGCGACGGAUUUGCUACGCGACGAGCCCGAGUCGCCCGAUCCAUUGGAUACGAUCUCUCCAGUGGUGACGGCGAAUACGGUCAAGACGCGUCCGGGAGUGUAUGCGCGCUCGGCAGAGUCUGAGAAGAAGCUGUCUAGAUCACCUGCCGCGACGCGCUCUUCCUGGCGUGUUGGUCAUGAUGCGAAGCCGGAGCAGGCGGAUACAAUGCAAUCGACUGUCGAGUCGGAGGCUGUAAACGCGAUGCGGGUGCAGUCGCCCGAUGUGCGACCGGCAGAUGCGACUCGGUCGCAGCAGCAGCAGCAGGUCGAGACGGAGCACGAUGCUUCAGCACCGACAGGAAACGAGAGGCGAUCGCUGCGCUCCGCAGAUACUGGUUCUCGAUGUAAGAGCGAGCUAGCGCAGUAUUUCCAUAAUUACGAGCAGAUCAUCAGUCUCGACGAUCCUAAACCUGAACUACUCGCUUUCAACACGAUUGUCACAUUGAUUGACGACCUACCCGAACCUCUACCAUCUCUCUCCUCCGAUCCAUCACCUUUUGGCAACCCGCUACAAAAACUGUACAAUUGUGAAGUAGUAACAUUGCCCGAGCCGGCAUCGAGUACGGCGGGUAUCGAUCCUCUGAACGAAGACCUAUAUUUCCGCGCGCACCGCAAAUUCGAGCGCCAGGAGAAACAGCUACGAAAUAUUGAGCGAGAUCGUGCACAGCAUGAGAAGCAGCAUGUAGAUCGUCUUCUUGAGGAGCUCCGCAGUCAAGAUUGGCUGCGCGUGAUGGGUCUGACCGGCAUUCACGAGAACGAAAAGAAACUAUACGAACCCAAACGUCAGAUCCUCAUCGAGGAGCUCGUCGCUCUCGUCAAUAAGUUCCAAGUAUGGAAGGACGAAGAGCGGAGACGCAAAUUGCUCAAGGAAAAGCAUCUGCCAACGGGCGAGGCCGAGACGGACGCACAUGGCCCUCGACAAUCCCGCAAGCAAUCACGACCCGUCGAGGAUGCCGCAGAAGAAAGCUCGCCUUUACCAGACACCCCCAGCACCCCGGACCCGAACGACGUGGACGCCUGGGCUGCGCGCCAGCUACACCAAGAAGCACGAUCCGCCUCCGUCGCCAAACGGCGCAAAUCUGUCUCAGAGAACCGCAAGUCCAAGGCUGGACGUGCAGAAGCCGACCACUCUACAACAACAGAAAUCAAACCCAACUCCAAAAAGCAAAAGCCCCAACAACCUCCACCCUCGUCUGUAGCUACAUCACCACCCCCUCCUCCUCCGGCACCUUUCGUCUACCCUCUACCCCCAGAUAAACCCUUUACCUCAUUCUUCGAACAGCCACACCACCGUGAGCUGGCCCUAGCUGCUGUGAAUGGCACGCGGCGCGGUCGUACACAUACUAUCCUCGCAUUUGGCCAUCCCAUGCCCGACAUGUCUGAACGAGAUUUCGAACCUCCCGAGGAAAUCUUGACAGACGAGGCGAUUUACGCCUCGCAACGACAGCGGCGGCUUUUGAAGCGGCGUAGUCGUGGGUGAAAUCGAGUCCGGGCUUGAAUGGAUUUGACAGCUAACGACACCGAUCUUCUUGGACUGGCGUUGUCAUCCUCUUCCGUUCUUCUUCUUCUUCUUCUUCUUCUUCUUCUCCUCCCUACUAUUCCUCCCCGCUGAUUCAUUCUUGUUUACACGCAUCUAUGUAUCGGCGUCUGUAUGAUUUUGGACGAUAGCAUUUCGGCGUCUGGGCAUGGCAUUUUGGGUGUGUUUCUUCUUGGACGGGGAACGGGAGUUUUGUCUUUUUUUAACAUGGCGUUUGCAAAUGUGGCCACGCCUUUUGCGUGGGAGAUUUGCAUAGCUACCCUCGCAGCCCGUAAAGGGUUGUCGAAUAUCAGCCUAACAGCUUAUGUUUUCUCCUCUUCCAUGGCGUGUGUCGCUCAUGAUGUCAUGAUUUCAAGCAAC